This is a messenger RNA of Guyanagaster necrorhizus, 561 nucleotides long. Its product is annotated as ribosomal protein L18e. Lineage: Eukaryota; Fungi; Basidiomycota; Agaricomycetes; Agaricales; Physalacriaceae. The coding region runs from base 1 to 561 and encodes 186 amino acids. Gene Ontology annotation, molecular function: structural constituent of ribosome; RNA binding. The record is from RefSeq and is a predicted model, not a curated record. Gene Ontology annotation, biological process: translation. The transcript has 5 exons. Gene Ontology annotation, cellular component: ribosome; cytosolic large ribosomal subunit.
AUGGGUAUCGACAUUACUGCCCACCACGUCAAGAAGGGUAACCGGACCGCACCCAAGAGCAAGGACCCGUACCUCUUGCUCCUCGUGAAGCUUUACCGCUUCAUGGCACGAAGGACAGACUCGGAUUUCAACAAGGUCAUCCUCCACCGUCUGUUCCUUUCCAAAAUCAACCGCCCUCCUCUCUCCUUGUCAAGAAUCGUCAAGGAGACCUCCAACACCGCUGACCUCGCUUCAAAAACCAUCGUCACCGUGGGCACCGUCACCGACGACAUCCGUCUAACUGAGGUGCCAAAAUUGUCUAUCGCGGCUCUGCGAUUCACCCGUGCGGCCAAGGAGCGCAUCCUCAAUGCUGGUGGUGAGGCUCUUACCCUUGACCAGCUUGCCCUACGUGCGCCUACUGGUACCAACACGGUGUUGUUGAGGGGAAAGAGGAAUGUCCGGGAGGCUGUCAAGCACUUUGGUAUGGGUCCCCACAAGCACAAGAAGCCCUACACGACGUCCAAGGGACGCAAGUUCGAGCAAGGUCGUGGUCGCCGAAAGUCGCGUGGUUUCAAGGUGUAA